AAGGGCAGCAAAAUCUGUUUCCACUGCAGCAAUUCUUCUUACACUACUAGUUAAUUUGCAGAGAUCAUCAGACCUACAGCAGUUGUUCCAAUAGAAAAUGAAAUGUACAGGCAAGUCAGCAUGCAAGUUCUUUGGCCUGUUAAUAUUUGGGCUCACACUAAUAAUAGUCCUUCCUGGCACUUUGAUAAUAGCAAUCAAUCCAGAGUUUCAAAUCAACAAUACUCUGUACAUUGGAGAUAGCUUGAGAAACACUACAGGUGUACAUGAAGCUUCUUCUUCCAUAGGAAAUGUGAACAUGAACUUCAAUAUUAGAAUUGACAGUGUUUAUUCCAUGUCCAGAAAGCCAUCGACAACAACUGAGCGUCUUCCAGAAAUAGAAAUUGCUUCAAAAGAAAAUGGCUAUUAUCAAGAUUAUAAUUACCUUGGAAUAAACCAGCCCAUUUAUCUACUGGCCAGAUCAGUUAUAAAUUACAAAACUACACUUCAAAUUAAAGAACCUCACAAUUCAUUUGAUAACUUAGCUUGCGUAAUCCUUUUCAACAGUUUAGCAAAAUUUGAUGACUUUUUUAGAUAUGGUACACACUCAGAGUCUCAAAUGCAAUGCUUCACAAAUGAGAAUACAUCAUCAGUGUCAUGGUCAUUCAGUAUAGCAGAAGAGUCUCAGUAUUAUGUUGGCAUUUCCAUCAAAAGAGGUGUGACAGUAACUAGUAAUGUAUCAAUCGAUCGAGCUUAUUACAAUCUAUCACAAACAGCAAGAAACAUCUGCACUAACUCGCUAUCUUGUAAUAUAACAGUCUGCAGUGACAUACUACUUUGUGAAAAGUCAUACAUCAUCAUAAAGACCAAAGGCAUUACUGAAGUGGCUUUAUUGGAAUAUGAUAUAUCAUUGAGAAAAUGGACAAUAAGAGCAAUUAUUGUACUUCUCCCUUUGUGCAGUCUAGCACUGAUAAUCAUUGUAACCAGUUAUAUUAGAUGCUACAAGUGUCAAAAUACCAAAAGAAGAGCUGAUGAUGAUAGCGCUAGUGUUGCCAGUUCUUCAUUGCUUGAAAUGGAAACACCUUUUGAUGAUGAUGAUCGCAUUGAAUUGAUUCCUGAUUCAAAUCAAAGACCACCCAGCAGAAAUGAGGAUGAAAGAAAUGAAGAAAGUGACAUUUCUCAGCACAAUAGGACUUCAUCAAUUCCAAUUCCACUGAGUGAAGAGCUAUUACAAAAUGCCAAAGAUACAUUUGAUGAAACUCCAAAGCUACAAGUAGGUAGUAAUCAAACAGAAUAUCACAGCAGUCAGUAUGGAGUGACUCUCAUUAUUCCAGAGGGAGCAGUGCAAGGAUCAGCUACUGUUUGGUUUGGAGCAGUUCUCUUCAGUGAUAAGUUUGAGUUUGGAGACUAUGUACGUGUAUCCCCCAUAGUGUGGGUCCACAGUGAUAGAAAGUUGGAUAAAUGUGUUGAGUUGUAUAUUCCUCAUGACAUUGUCAUCAGCACUAAAGAUGACCUACAGAAAUUCACUUUAUUGGAGUUUGACAAAAUUUCAAAUAUUUGCACAGAUGAAUUUAAUGUCGGUCAACAUGAUAAAAUGAAGUGGGGCUCUAGGCAGCUAGUCAAAAUCGAGUGUCAGUAUUUUCAUUCUUAUUGCAUUGCUGUUCAUAAAGAUCUCUUUGAUAUUGUUUCAAAGCAAUAUUUAAUGGCAAUAAUUGAAAAAAAGAAUGCCAAUGAAGAGCUGCUAGUUGACUUCAUUCUUAUAUGCCGUCAGCAAGGAUGGAAGAAGAUAAUAGCCCAGUGUGAUCAGGAAGGAUUUAAGAUCGUGAAAUAUGAGCCAGUUUCAUUCAAAAGAGGUAAUGAACAUGAAUUAUCUGUUCCAUUUGAAGCACAACAUAUCAACAAUAUAACAAGAAAAUACACAGCAAAAAUUCCAGUAUCUAUUAGAGAUAUUGAGUUGCUGGACCAGUUAAACGAAAAAAUUAAAUUUCGAGAUCUUCCCCGUUUUAGAAUACAGUUCAUUCAUGGAAGCACAGCAACCCAGCAUAAGAAUGCCAAAGAAAUAACCGUCAGAUUUAAUAAACAUUCUUCUAGAUCUCCUGGUAACUUAAAAACAGUCCAGCUAGGAAGUAGUCCUCUAAAACUAGACACUGGAUUAACAAAAAAUGAUUCAGUACUGACAGAGUUCAUACGCAUCAUUGAAGCAGAGCAGAGAUUGAAAACCUUGUGGCGCACUUUAGGGAGUCGUCUAAACCUUAGUCUUGAUGAGCUGAGUGACAUUGAAGUGAUGUCUAACAAUCCUGAUCAAUAUCCAGCCAGACUCAUUGAUACAUGGGAGAGAAAGGACAAAAGUGAUUCAUGGGAUAGACUAGAAACAGCCCUGGAUGACAUUGGAUUUAAUGAAUUAGCAUGCAGAGUCGGAAAUCUUAUUCAAAAACAGCGACAAAACCCUGCAGCUGCACAUUUUCAAUCACAUUUUGCUGAUAUUCAAACUUCAAUUGCUGCCACAUUAAAUCAAGCAUUGCCCAAGUUCUUUGGAGCUGAACUGAUAACUCAAUCACUAUACGAUGAUGUGAUAGGUAUGCCUGGGAUACCUGAUAAUAAAAAAUCAGCCAUGGUCACUCGGCAACUUUUGGGAGGAAUUCAGAAUAGUAGGAAACCAAACAUAAGACUAGGAAGAAUAUGUGAGAUUUUUUUAGAAUUGGGCGAUGAGAAGCUAAAAGAAUUUGCUGAGAGUGUGGCUAGGGGAAAUUUUUUUGCCAAAACAGCUAGAUAUCCUGUAUCAUAUUCCAAGGAAUAUUCAAAGAGAAAUUUUGAUAUCACUAAUCGACUAGCUAAGGGGCCUCAGUUAGGAACAAGUUUUGAAGAAGGUGUUGAAGAAAUUGAAUUGUAGCGAUUAGCUAAUGUACCAUUAUUGUAGUUUUCAGAAACCUAGAUCUAUGUAGAUGUAAAUUUAUCACAAUUAUUUGACUAUCAGUGAUUUAAUCUAAA
Messenger RNA from Amphimedon queenslandica, 2964 nucleotides. RefSeq lists its product as uncharacterized. NCBI's taxonomy places the organism in Eukaryota, Metazoa, Porifera, Demospongiae, Haplosclerida, Niphatidae. Gene Ontology annotation, molecular function: protein binding. Gene Ontology annotation, biological process: signal transduction. The transcript has 12 exons. The coding region runs from base 98 to 2866 and encodes 922 amino acids. The record is from RefSeq and is a predicted model, not a curated record.